Sycon ciliatum is the source of this 4386-nucleotide messenger RNA. RefSeq names its product disheveled-associated activator of morphogenesis 1-like. The record is from RefSeq and is a predicted model, not a curated record. The transcript is spliced from 30 exons. Gene Ontology annotation, molecular function: actin binding; small GTPase binding. Lineage: Eukaryota; Metazoa; Porifera; Calcarea; Leucosolenida; Sycettidae. Gene Ontology annotation, biological process: actin cytoskeleton organization. Bases 209 to 3613 code for a protein of 1134 amino acids.
AUGACUGCACUGACUGAAUGACAUGCAUGCAUGGUUCGUUGAAAACAUUAUCGUUUCCCAGUGCAUCGCAUUGGUUUGCGGUGAAAGACAAGAGGUUUUGCUUCGUUUGAAGCAAGGAAAUCAUAGCGCGCUGUUCGGAAUUGUUCAUAACUAAAACUCUGCUCUCAGAGGCCAAGGCUGGUGUCCCCCACCGCCAUAGCAGCGCGCAAUGUCGCUGUUUGGCUGCUUUGGCCGCAAGAGCCGGCGAGACCGCGAGCAAGACGACGAUCCGCCGUUCGUGAAGACCGUGAUCCGGGAAAGCAAGCGUGUUAGGGACAAACAUGGCCACGACACUGCGGCGCUGCCACCGCCGAUGCCUGAGGAUCCCGAGGAGCUCAACCGUCUGUUUUCGGCGCUUAUGGAUGAUCUUGACUUUUCUGAGUCCCGAAAAGCGGACAUGAUGAAAAUGCCCAAUGACAAGAAAUGGCAGCUAUAUUGCUCGAGCCUGAAGAAGGACGAUGAUAAGCGUGCUGUGAAGAACCAGACCAACACGGCUGAUAGCUAUGUAGAGCAGCUAAGAGUGCUGAAAAAUCUGCCGUUUGACCAUGACGUGGCAGAGCUAUCGAACCGUGCCAAGGUCCUGGACCACAUCAAGACAGCACUGCGAACUCAGUCUAACACGUUUGUGGUUCGUUUCAUUGAGCUGGAUGGUCUGGACACUAUCCUGGCGUUCCUGAACGAGAUGGAGUAUGACUGCAGGCAAAGCGUGAUCCACACCUCAAUCAUUGGCUGUAUCAAGUCUGUGAUGAACAACACUCAUGGAAGAGCUCACGUCCUGGGACAUCCACACGGCAUCAACAUCAUUGCUCAGAGCAUGCGGGGUGACAACAGCAAAGCAAAGGUUGCCGCUCUGGAAAUUCUCGGUGCACUGUGCUUGGUUCCAAAUGGACACAGGAAAGUUCUUCGUGCGAUGAGUCACUUUGAACACUUUGCAGGAGAGCGAACUCGCUUCCAGACCAUCAUCGUGGACCUAGACCGUGCAUGCGCAGCGGGAGUUGAGGGAGUUCCCCUGCAGACCGGCAUCAUGUCGUUGUUCAACGCGUUGAUGUUCUCUGGGCCUGGAGAGGAGAGUCUGGAGUUUCGUAUUCACUUGCGCUAUGAGCUGCUGAUGCUCGGACUGGGGCAGAUCAUCGACAAGCUGCAUCGACAAGGAAAUCAGCUUGUGGCAAAGCAUUUGGACUUCUUCAUCCUCCAGCGGCGCAAUGAUGAGGAAGCCUUUGCACAUCGAUUCGGAGUGGCUCACGUGGACGUGAGAAACCCAUCGUUCAUGCUGAAGACACUGGAGAAGAAACUGUCGGCCGGCAUUGCUUACCAACAUUUCCUCUCCUUGCUCCAACACAUUCUUAUGAUAUCAGGGGAACAUGAGCAACACAUGUGGAAGCUUCUGGACAAGCUCAUCCAGCAGGUUGUCCUGCAGGAUAGGGACAAGGAUGACCAGCCAAUGGAUCAUGACCUACAUCCACUUGUCAUCGAUGUACACCAGAUAGUCACACAAAUGGCUAGGGAGGACGAGCUGGUGGAGCUGAGAACUUCAAACACUGAAAACACAAGAGCACUGGAGGACACCAAAGCCAAGUUGAGUAAGAAGGAGCGGGAAUGUGAAGUUCGCACAACAGAGAAGGAUGACAUCAAAGCAGCCCUGAACAAGGUGAUGCAAAAGCUGGAGAAGGAGAACUCGGCGCUGAAGGAGUCCAAGCAGCGCGAGAAAGACUUGACCACACAGCUGGAGGAGACGAGAGCACAGCUGGAGAAGGAAUUGGCAGAGCGACAGCAUAUCAUGGACAAGCUACGUCAGACGGCCGAAUCGGGCGAUUCCAGAGAAGCGGCCGAGAAGAUGCUAGCAGAGCUUAAAGGCGACGGUAGUGUUACAUCAUCGGCACCUGCCACACCGGGCGGUCCUCCUGCGCCUGCACCACCUCCACCACCGCCGCCACCGCCACCUCCUCCAGGUGGUGCAGGGCCACCACCUCCUCCACCUCCACCGCCUGGUGGCAUGCCUGGUGGACCACCUCCUCCACCUCCACCGCCUGGUGGAAUGCCUGGUGGACCGCCACCACCUCCUGGUGCGCCCGGUGCACCACCUGCACCAGGAUUUGGCAUGCCUCCACAGAAAAAGAUACCCAAACCGAAGGGAGCUCUCAAGUCCUAUAACUGGUCCAAGCUGAACUACAACGAACUGGAUGGCACCGUGUGGAAAGAUCUUGAUGAAACGCGGCAUUUCGACUCCCUCAAUUUGGAAGAGCUGCAGUCCACCUUUUCUGUCAAGCAAAUGGUGGUCGAUGUCAAGGAACAGCAAAAUGAAAACAAGGCGAAGGAAGCCGUCACUCUGCUGGAGCCAAACCGAGCAAGGAAUUGCAAUAUCCUGCUGAGCCGAAUCAAAAUGAACAACGAAGAAAUCCGUCUUGCGAUUCUGCAAAUGGAUGAAGACCUUGACCAAGAUGUCUUGGAGCAGCUCGUCAAGUUCCUGCCACAACCGGAUGAGAUAGAACUGAUUGAGGCCAAUGUGGAUGACAUUGCACGCUUUGCGCAUGCCGAGCGCUUUUUCUAUGAGAUCUCUCGCAUUGACCAUUUUGAUCAGCGCCUAAAUGCUCUGCUCUUCCAACGCAAGUUCCCGGAGCGCGUCUCUGAAGUUCGGCCGCGCCUUCAAGCAUUCACUCAAGCAUGCCAGGAGAUCCAGACGAGUCCCAAGCUGAAAACCGUUCUGGAGUUGGUCCUGGCGCUGGGAAACUACAUGAACAGAGGCAACCGAAGCAAUGCCUUUGGGUUCGAGAUCUCUAGCUUGACCAAGAUUAGCGAUACGAAGGCAAGCAAUGGCAGCAGACAGACACUCUUCCACUUCCUGCUGUCCCAGUGUGCGGAGAAGUUCCCGGAUCUUCUGCGACUGGAGGUCGAGAUUGGCAAUGUGAUGGAGGCACGGAAGAUUGUGAUGAGUGAUGUGGAGAGAGACGUAAUUACGCUUAGCAAGGGGCUGAAAGAAAUUGAAAAGGCAAUUGCUAUCCAGAAAAACCAAGCCGAGCGCGCCAUUGGGGAUCGUUUCAUCGAUGUGGCAGAAGAGUUUGCGUCCAUAGCAAAGGUGCAGGUUGAUGAGCUCUUGGAUAUGGUGGCUGACAUGAAGAAGGAGUACUCGGCUGCGCUGGCUUGCUUCGGUGAGAGCAGCAAAACACCGAGCGACGAGUUCUUUGGUCACUUCAGCUCUUUCCUGCAUUCGUUUAAUGAUGCACAUCAAGAAAACCUGGAUGCUAUCAAGAAGAAGCAAGACGAAGAAAGGCGGCAACGUUUGCAAGAUGAGGCCAAGAAGAAGGAGCAGGAACGCAAGGAGGUGCGCAAAGCCCGGCAGGCGGCAAAGGCGGCCGGUGAGUUUGAUGACCUGGUGUCUGCGCUACGCAGUGGCGACCUGUACGAUACCGACCGGACCAAUCGUGUGCGCUCCAAUAGCAGCCGCGGCCAAGGCCACGCAGGCCCUGCUGCCGGUCGCAGCGGCAGAUCAAGAACGGUGGCGAGCAACGACUCACGUGAACGAGAGCGUGGCUCCGUGUUCUCUUCCAUGGAUCAUGGUCCAGCUACGGAUUUGUGAAUUCCGCCACCAAACAGGGUGUUUGCACGGCACACCAUUGCCAUAUUAUUGCCAUCACUCUCUCCGCCGUAUCUCUCUUCUGUUUGAAGCAUAGCAUGCUUCCUUUUACACUGAGGACGCCCAUCCCAGACACUGAGAGUCUUCAGUGUGGCAGAGAGUGAGCAGGGUUUGGUGCACGGCCUUCUCACCCAACACGGCCAACUACGGGCAGAUAGCCGUGAGAACUACCUAGAGGUCACGGUGUGAUACCGGCACGGCAAGCUACACGCAGACCAGCGUAGCAUUCUCAACCCGCAGCCGAGCUGCCACUUCCGUGUCUGCUUUCCCAACCGGAGCCAUAGAUUCCUACCUACGAGACCUAGACAUGAAAGAUCUUGCAUAUCUGCAACCUACUCAAGCUCCAUGACAUCUUCCAAUCUAUACGUGCUAAAACUCUAGAGCCUAAUCCAAUUCUUGACGAUUUUUAUAGCGUUCCCUAUGCAUGCAGGACCAUGUUUCUCAUUUCAAUUUUCUAACUACAUUAUUUUGGAGGACAAAUUCUAUUUUCAAUGAUACCAUGAAGCUGCUUUAAACGCAUAACUGUGCUACAUGUUUCCUAGGUCACGCUGAAUAUUGCUGUUGAUUAAACUGUUUUCCAGUUUUUUAUCUCUUUACAAUUAUUAUUUUACCCUUUUCUUGUUCGUGUCACGAUCACUACCAUGUUGGCGUGUCAACCAUUUUUUAACCUACGACUUCAGACGUUCCUUUGCAUUGCAAACAACUAUUACCAAUAA